GAAAAAUGUCAAGAGAGAUUGACACGGUCAAGGUUGUUCCGUGUGUUGAUAAGCUGGGGAGGAUAUAGGAGAGAAAGACUGAGCGAGGAAUUACUCACGUGAGAAUUUGUCGAUGGUGUUGCUGAGCUGUCUCACUGGUAACUCCUGAAGAAUAGCUCUCGUUGCAAAGUGUAUUUUAGAGACGACCUCUACGGACAAAACAUGAGGCACAAAACAAAUCCAAGUAGGCCUUAUACGAAUACCUAAUGGACUGUACACACUGAAUCCGGGAUUUCGUAUCCUUGCCAAAACGUGUUGAACUUCCAAACGUAGGCCAGAAUCCUGCGCUAGUGACUAGAACGUUCUCUGCACUCAAAGGAUAGCCGACAAACUUUACCUUCAAACUAAGGAAAAACUCAAAGAUCCGGCAUGUAUUAUCAAGUUACCGGAUGAUUCAGUGCCGCUGCGGACACAAAAAGUAAAUGGUAAACAGUGGCAGCAGGCGACAGCUGUGAUUGGCUGUUUUCAUACCACGUGGUCCCAGAGGCGCUAGCAUGCGAUAACUAUGUCAGGACAGUGCCAGAGUGAAAUAAAUUUUAUAAAUCGAAACAUGCAGAAAACAUACUUCGAAACUAAUCACGCUGGCUACCCGGGCUAUUAUCAGAACACUAACGGGUAUAGCUAUGACAGCAACUUUGACCAAGUGAGUGAUGGUGGUUAUUAUAGGGAGCGCGCGGGCCGCGGCCAGUGCUACAUGCAGACUCCGAUUAGUCCGGUGGCCCCUUGUGCGGAAAACGGGACGUACCUGCAGAAUUAUUCCAACCAGUGCAUGCAGGAUUCGGAUACAAACGGUUCGAUACACCCUGGUCAAGUGACACCGAACCACGGCCCACCGAAACAGGAGAUCUACCCUUGGAUGAGGGAGUCCCGCCAAAAUUCAAAAGCCAAACAACUCGCGGAAAUUGGAGACGUGACAAUGCAUUGGAGGAUGGGAUGGAAAAGCAAAAGAGCUGAUUCUGAUGAUCCCAACUACAAUGGAAAAGAACUCACCGGCCCUCCGAAACGUUCACGGACAGCCUACACCAGCGCUCAACUGGUCGAACUCGAGAAAGAAUUCCAUUUCAAUCGCUACUUGUGUCGACCAAGGAGAAUAGAGAUGGCCGCCUUACUUAAUCUCUCGGAACGACAGAUAAAAAUCUGGUUUCAAAAUCGUCGGAUGAAAUACAAAAAGGACCAAAAACAGAAGAACUUGAUGGAAAAAAUACACCUUGAAUCAAAAGGAGGGAAACUCGACCCGGAUGAUUGUAGUUUGUUGUCUCCGACUUCGGGAAACGAGUCUGAAACUGACUCAUCACAUACACCAGGUUCUCAGGAUCCUGGGGACAAGAGUCUCAAUAAGUCACCCAUAAACUGCCACUCUCAACCACUCACGCCCCCUCCAGGGCAAUUCCAACAAAUGUUAAACGAUGAACGGCACAAUAUUUCUCCAAUGGACGGCAGCCAUCAUGGCGUGACGUCAGGUUACGGUCUCUCGCCUUUCACGCCUCCAAUGCAGUCAGCAGCGCCUCCUAGCGACCUAAGUCACGUACCGUGUUCUAGCAAUGGCAUGAGCAUGCAGAAUGUACAUGGCUACAUGCAGCAGAGUAUGCAUAUACCUCUUCAGCAUCCACAGGAAAAUAACUAUUACAUGAACAACUCCGUCUCGUAUUCUCAGGGAAGUUACGGUGUGUCGCCUCCUAAAUUGACCCACAUCUGAUGACUACACCUACCGGCAUUUAUCUCAUGAUCAUUAUUUAUUGGAGUAAUCAGAUACAUGUACUUGGCCCUUGAAAUGUUUCUGGUUUGGGGUUGGACCUGACUUGACUUGGGUUAAAUGGAAAUUCACUGAAAUCAGUCCCUUCUGACCAGUACUUCAAGGGCAAACAACGCGGUCUCAGUUUUCGAUGGUGUACAUAGUCACUUGUGGAAUCAUGGCGGUUUUUCUACUACACAUGUAUGUAAUAAUUUUGACCUCACUUUUAGCGUAGCGGUAGAAAAGACGGCAAGAUCUUUGAAGUCCGUAAACUGAUGUCAUGUUGGACCCUGCCGACAAUCCCACGGGGUUUCUUAAAAGAUUCUUGACAGAUUUCUGUACUAUUUAAACAAGAUUCUGGUACGAUUCUGGUUGAUAUCUUCAGAUAGAACUUUAACCAAAAUCAUAUAAUGGCCUCGCAAUAACUGUAUUAGAGAAUGUAUAAGAUCUUGAAACAGAGUUCUAUAAGAAUCGUAGAGGGCUUUUCAUCUUAGGAUGCAGGAAUAAACGGAGCUCUUGAGGGUUCAAUAACAACGCUCGCAAGACCUUGAUACCUUCUACUGCUGCAGUAAGAGUGGUGACAUUCAUUUUGUGUCUUAUGGGGCGUGUGGACGACGGGGGAUUGGUAUCUGUGAUGGGAAAAGAACGAAGUCGGGUUUCUGUGAAGGGACUUUUUUAUUUCUUCUCAGUGGAAGUUGAUCAUGUCUCAUCUUCAUAGAUGUCUAG
This is a messenger RNA of Lineus longissimus, 2497 nucleotides long. Its product is annotated as homeobox protein Hox-B4a-like. The record is from RefSeq and is a predicted model, not a curated record. Gene Ontology annotation, molecular function: DNA-binding transcription factor activity, RNA polymerase II-specific; RNA polymerase II cis-regulatory region sequence-specific DNA binding. Gene Ontology annotation, biological process: regulation of transcription by RNA polymerase II. Gene Ontology annotation, cellular component: nucleus. The transcript has 5 exons. The coding region runs from base 545 to 1735 and encodes 396 amino acids. NCBI's taxonomy places the organism in Eukaryota, Metazoa, Nemertea, Pilidiophora, Heteronemertea, Lineidae.